This is a messenger RNA of Microbotryum saponariae, 4870 nucleotides long. Lineage: Eukaryota; Fungi; Basidiomycota; Microbotryomycetes; Microbotryales; Microbotryaceae. The record is from the annotation of a GenBank genome assembly.
AUGGUCUCUUCCACCUCCACCUCCACCUCCACCUCCACCUCCACCUCCACCUCCACCUCGGGUCCGCAACGGAUAGCGAGGACCCGCACCCGCCACAGUUCGAUCAGCUCGUCGCCGAGCUCGUGGUCUCUGCUGCGUUGGACCACGACCCUCACCGCCUCACUCCUUUCGUUUCCCUCCUCGACCCACGCACAGCAACAGAGCACUUCCACCCCGGCCUUGCCCCAGAUCGACUACUCCGCAUUAGGCACAGUCGGCGUCGUCGGAUCGUUCGCGGGCUUGCAGUUCUACAACUCGAGUCAACCUGUACCGACCUACUCGGAGGCGGUCUCGACCUUGGUCGCUCGCGAUCCGUCCGGAACCUUCACCAAGCUCGGCGAGACCAAUUCGAACGGAUCCAUUCAGGCCUUGUGUCAAACGACCUUGGCGGAUGGGAGGAACGUCCUCUUUCUCGGAGGCCAAUUCACCACGAUCGGCGGUCUGACGACGAGCAAUAUCGCCGUUUACGACUCGUCGACAAACACCUUUUCGGCUCUCGCUCAGGGUUUACAACCCAUCGUGACCGCUUUGGCGUGCAAUUCCACUCUCGUCAUUGCAGGAGGCACGUUCCAAACACCCGUCGGAGCCGCGACUACGGCAGGGUUCGCAGGUCACGUCGCGCAAUGGUCCAUCCCCGACCAAUCGUGGGCACCGCCACCGUUCGCGGGCCUCGAUGGGCCGAUCGAGACCGUCGUUCCUAGCACCGACGGCAAGAGUAUCUUCUUCGGUGGCAGCUUCAACACGACCUAUUCGACCGUCACCAAAGGCUCGGGUCCGCUGUCCAACUUGACGAAUACGACGGCGGCGUCAAACGCAACGACGUUCGCCUCGCUCGGAUCGUCACUCGUGCCCAUCUCGCUCAACCAAUCCGAUUACACGGCCAGUCCGACAACCUAUACCAAUGGUUUUGGCAAACCGGAGAAUAUCUUUUGUCCUCGGCAUGGGGAUGGGGUAGGGGCCAGUUGGUUGCUCGUCGAUGGGAUGGUCGGGUUCUUCAUCGUUCGAACGUACAGGCCUUUACGGGCAAGGGGGAUCCGGUUAGGGAACACGUUCUAUGGUGGACGAGGGACCAAGACCUUCAGGUACGUUGGUCAAGCGCGUGCAUGAGCUUAUUUCGGUGAAGGGCUGACCCUUUCCUUUACCUUGCCAUCUCGUAGUCUCGUCUCGAUCCCGAACAACGAGGUGUUGACCUUGACGUACGCCAGCGAUCCUCGGAACGCCAGCUCGGCACUCAGGACGUGCUCGACCAGUUGUCCGCUUGCGCAUGACACGGAGGUCCCUUAUCAAGACUUCCUCUUCACCGUCGGCGCGAAUUUGACUGGCUUCCAGCUCAACCUGCUCGAAUUCUAUGGCCCCGGCGCUGGAUUGCAUUUGCUCCAAUUGCUGAGCGAUGGUGCGUUCGCCUAUGCCGUCGAGAGUCAAAACGCCGUCACGUGCACUUCGGGGCUCGGUGCAUCGCAGGGGAGCACGGUCUUGACGACGGGGGUGUGGAACGAGACCAAGCUCGUCUCUUCCGAAAUCGCGGGAACGACGUCCGACGUCCUGGUCUCGGUUAUCAAUGCGGGAACGAAAAAGUACCAAUCGCCGACCAUCACGUGGAAACCUUAUGUUGCGCAGACGGGCGAGUACUCGAUCUACCUCGAUACGCCCGGGUGUCAGGCCCAGGGCAACUGUGCGCAACGCUUAGGCGCCGUUGGCGUUUACGUCUCCCCCUUUGGCUUCAACGUCACGGCCAACACGAACUACACCAAUGGCGUCAUCAAGACCGAGGUCGACCAGACGAACGCCCAGGACGCCCAGGUCUUGAUCUACCGAGGCCCCUUGCUUGCCAGUGCGCUCUCCAACACCUCACUCGAAGUAACGAUCUGUUUAGGCGACAUGGGUGCGCCGACGAACGGCUCGACGUACGACCUCGUCGCCAACUUGGUCACGCUCGUCGCUGCUUCGACGGAUGGGAACGCUUCGGCAUUGUCGACGACGGUGUUGACGCCUUCGUAUGGGUUGUACGAAUACGUCGUUGGCACCGGGCCAGGCGCGUUCGGGGAUGCCGUUUUGGCGAACGAGACGCAGUCGAACGCGACCUCGACGUUGACGACGAAUGCGACGAUCGUCGAUCAAAUCGCUUCCCGUCUUGACGCCGGUGCGGUUGUCAAUGCCAUCGUAUCCGUGGGUACGGCCGACACGGCUCGUUUGUUCCUCGGUGGUAAGUUCACGUUCAGCAACGCGACGACCAACACGACGAACCUCACUUCGGCGAACGUGAUCGAGUACACCAAGACGAGCGGGAUCGUCGCUGCUCCGAAUGGAGGUCUUGACGGCGUCGUCACGUCUUUGCUCGAGUUGAAUGGCGUACUGUACGCUGCUGGGACGUUCAACCAGACGACCGAUGGGAAGGUCAAGAGUCUGCAAGGGCUUGCUCAGUGGGCGUACACGAGCACGUCGACGACGUGGGCCGCUAUUGGCACUUCGUUGCCUUCGUCGUUCUCGGCGACGAUCACCCAGCUCGCGACCAUCAGGGACUCGACGACGAACACGACCGAGAUCGUGCUCAUCGGUCCUUCCGGAAUCGCCACUCUCAACCCUUCGUCUGGUGUCGUCAACUCGACCGGAGUUGGACUGGUCGUCGGAUCCGUUUCGGCUUACGCUCCUCCGAGUUUUGCGUCCAACCCGAAUGGCACGACUUAUUUCGCUGGUUCGCUCCUCGCUGUCACGGAUGAGACCUCGCCGAGUGGAUCAUUCCUAACCCGUGGAAGCGGAGAAAGUCCCGAAUUGGUUCCUUUCGAUUACUCCUUCACGGAUGCGAGCCCGACCAAUUCGGCGAGCACCAACGCUUCGACAACGACGCAAGCCGCGCGUUUGCGUCGAAGCACUUCCCGAGACCUCGUGGCCAUGGCCGCUUCGCUCCUCACUUCCAGGGCCGUCGCCGACGUCGUCACUUCCUUGCCUGCCGAUUUAUCCGGUCUCAGUUCGUCGUCGACUGCGAACCGAGUCGUCGCUGGUGCGUUCUGGCAGAACGGCUCGACGCAAUACACCGUCCUGGGAGGGCAUUUCACCACCUCUAGCGGAGCCGUCAAUCUGGGGUUGUACAACGCCAAGGACAAAACCUUUGCUCCCAUACCCGGUUUGACCGUCGAGGGGACCGUAGGCGCUUUGGAAGUGGUCGGUAAUGUCUUGUGGGUUGGGGGUAAUCUAAGUACGGGCGCGACGAGUACGGUGGCGUCGAGACAGGGGUUGGUGUCGUAUCAGCUCAAGUCGCAGGUGGUGUUGGAUCAGCCGCCGGCUUUGACGGGUAUGUUUGGGUUCUUAUGUCGUUGUCCCUAGUUCAUUUGUGGACGCUAAUGAAUGGUUAUAUUGGGCCACAGGUUACGCCGGUCAAGUUCCGCUCGUGCGCUCCAUCACGCAACGACCCGGCUUCGCGUCCCAGGUCAUCGUCGCCGGUGCCUUCGCCUCGGCAGGUGCUGUCCCUUCGUGCCAGUCCAUCUGCUCGUGGGAUACGACGACCCUCCAAUGGACGCCCCUUUCGGGAGGUCUCCAAGGCAUCGUCGGCUCGGUCGCUUUCGCCGGCGACAAGGCCGAGUUCCUCUACGCCGGCGGGGACUUUGUCCUCAAUGGGGCAACGACCUAUUUCGCUCAAUGGACCUUCACCAACUCGUCUUGGUCAGCGAUUGGGUCGAGUCUCCCCGGUCCGGUCACGGCGGUCUCGACCGACGAUUACAAUCAGAACAAGGUCUUCGUCGCUGGAUCCAUCUCUUCGACUGGGGCACCUUACCUCUGGUACUACGACGGUACAACCUGGACCGACAUUAACAACGGUACGAUCUCGGCCCCGUCCUCCGGCCAAAGUGGGAUCCAACAACUCGUCUUCCUCCCCCUUUCGCAAGCCCAUUCAGCGAACAGUAUCGUCGAGUCGAACCGCAUGUUGCUCGUCUCCGGUGCGAUGAGCAUCAACAACACCCUCAUCGCUUCCGCCUUGUACGACGGCGCCAAAUGGUACCCUUACCUCCUUGCCACGGCCAGUACAGGCGGUGGGGGAUCGAUCGCGCAGUUGUUUUAUUCGUUGACGUCGUUCUCGCUCGCGAUGGCGCAUCAUUUGAGCGUCGGACUCGUCAUCCUCAUCUCGAUCGCGAUCGCGUUGGGAGUCGUCUUCCUCCUCGUUUUGAUUGGGUUGUUGAUCGCGCUCGCUAGAAGAAGGGAGGGAGAACGUCCGAACCAAUUGCACGACGAGGACGUCUCGGCCGAAUCCGUCAAACGAUCCGGAGCCACCGCAGGAGGAGGAGGAGGAGGACUUCGUCGUCCGACGGACCUCCUCGCGACCGUUGGAGCAGCCACCGCCGUUCUCCUUGAUUCCUCGCACGAGAAAUCCCGGUCCGCCGCCCAUGCGACGGGCCAGCAUUCCGACGAUGAUUCACUGAGAGGUGGAAUGGGGGCUGUAGGAGGUGCAGGGGCCUUGUCGUACGAUUCGCAUGGGUACGAUGAAACGGAUGAGCCGUUGGAGGCGGAUUCGACCGCGAGGGCGAGGUAUUCGUUCACGGCCGAACAUCCGGGAGAGUGAGUUGCUGGGCAAAUGUGCGAUUCUUGUUUGUUUUUUUGAAGCGGUCUACUGAUGUGAUGGUGUUCGUCGCCUCGGUACUAGGUUGUCGGUCUCUGCAGGCGAGGACUUGACCGUGCUCGAGAACGGGGAUCCCAACUGGUAAGUCGGAUCUCACCUCAACCUCCGCCCAUUAAGAUGAACUUCAUUUAAUCGAGUCGCUGCGUAUAUCCUUUCCACAGGUUCCUCGUCGCCAACUCGACCGGUCAACGAGGCCUCAUGCCCGCUUCCUAUCUCGCCUAG